This is a messenger RNA of Ectocarpus siliculosus, 572 nucleotides long. NCBI's taxonomy places the organism in Eukaryota, Phaeophyceae, Ectocarpales, Ectocarpaceae. The record is from the annotation of a GenBank genome assembly.
AUAGGGCGAGAGGGUCCCGGCAGGGGGGUUGCUUGUCGAAGUAAACGCUGGCCGAUGUUGCCGUGGUAAAGGCAGUCGUUGUUGGCGCUCGCUCGACGCGCUGAUGUACAUAUCCCCGCUAAAUAGGUACCGUCUAGCGGUGGUGUCUAAGGCAGGCAGUGGCCAUGACUCGAAAGUCAUGAUUUGGUUGAUGUCUACGGUCGGUCGGGGGCACGAGCACGCGUCCUUGCCAGGAAGCUUUUCGAGGAGACACAAAAGUAUGAUCGCGCGGUCCGGGAAAAUAGAACGCGCUCCAUGUUCUCGGGCAUGGUUUGCUUGCUGCCCGUGACGUAGUCUUUGAGGUGUUUCCGUCACGUGUAUCUCGGUUAAUCGCCUGGUCAGUCUCGUCGUUAGAGUUGGCUCGGCCGUUCGAUUCUGGUAGAUGCUGUUGUUGGCACCUUUGGUUGUGUUCGACGUGGUGGCGAGACGCCAUGACCUUUGAUUUUAUGUACGUACGCACACACCCGUUAGUCUAUGUCGCCGAAACCUUGGUACUUCGAAAUAUCUGACUUUUAUUUCGGAUUAACAUACCU